This is a messenger RNA of Agrilus planipennis (emerald ash borer), 4033 nucleotides long. RefSeq lists its product as uncharacterized. The transcript is spliced from 5 exons. Lineage: Eukaryota; Metazoa; Arthropoda; Insecta; Coleoptera; Buprestidae. Bases 177 to 4016 code for a protein of 1279 amino acids. Gene Ontology annotation, cellular component: cytoplasm; nucleus. Gene Ontology annotation, biological process: tRNA wobble uridine modification. Gene Ontology annotation, molecular function: S-adenosylmethionine-dependent methyltransferase activity; tRNA binding. The record is from RefSeq and is a predicted model, not a curated record.
UUUCGGACGCAAGCCAUUACACACGACGACACGAUUCCGAAAUUAAAGUUACAAAAGGAAAACAGUAAAUAAAACCACUGUGAAAAUGGCUGUGAAAGAACUACUUUUGCAACGAAGAGUUCUAUUGUCUUUCUCAUCUUUAGUACACCCACCAAAUAGUGUUUAGGAAGUUAAUCAUGCCAUCUAAUGACCAGGUAGCUCGAAGCGUGGCUUUGGAGCAAGCGUACGUGUACGACGUAUAUGAACAAUUUCUAGAAAAACCAAACAGUGGACCUUGGCCUAGGGUGCAACAAUUUAUUGAAGAGCUAGAACCUGGUUCACUCGUCUGUGAUGUUGGUUGUGGUUCCGGAAAAUAUUUAAGCUUGAACAGUUCUAUAUUCAACAUGGGUGGAGAGAGAUCAAGACGUUUGGGUGAUAUAGCGCGAGAUAAAGACAACGAGGUGAUGAUUUUGGACAACUUGGCAUUACCGUUCCGAGAUGAAAGUCUAGAUGCCGUACUGUCUAUCGCGGUUGUUCACCAUUUCACCACGACCGAACGACGUAUCAGAGCACUCAGGGAACUGGCCCGAGUAAUGCGGAUUGGUGGCCGGAUCAUCAUAUCCGUUUGGGCCAUGGAACAGAGUCAUCGAAAGUUCGAAUCGCAAGACGUUCUAGUCCCGUGGCACCGACCCCAGCACCUUAGCACACCAUCACUAGAACUCACUUCUACUACCAAUACAUCAGAGGAUGACUUUCUACCACCAUACCACGCCUACACCCAGAGCGAUAGUGAUUCCAAUAAAUCCGAGAGAGCAAAAUUAAUUCUGAACAAAAAGCGCAGCAAAAGCAGACACAAGGGUCGUUCCAUAGAUCCUGGUCGAAGUUCAUCGCCUAGCAGCUCAAGCCUUUCAUCCCCAAAUGAGACCUGCUACAGUUUUGUUCGUCGAGCAAUUCAAAAAUUAGCAGGUGCUAGACGUUCAGUGCAGAGACCAUGGUUUUUGGAUAGUUGGACGGCAUGCACCAAGGAACCAUCACCAUCACGAUACGACGCUACAAAAUGCGACUGUUGCGACUGUGAAGACGUGCAAAACCUGCCCAUCGAACUUCGUCGAAUUGACGAUGAAGACAUAAUAACAGCUAGACGUCAAACAUUUCCAUCAUCGCAACUCAUCAGUGAACUAUCGGCGAACUUCAAGUCUCGAAGCCUGACGGACAUGAAAACGGUAGAGAAUAAUAACAUUGUGCGAUCCAAAUCAAUUGUGCCUAGUGGUUCACAGACUCUGCAACAAGAAGAAAGUGCGUGUCGCGAUUCGAAAGAAGAGAAUAAGAGUCAAUCGAAGGUUUCGUUAAUGAAGCCAAGGCUAGUGAAACAGAAGAAAUCAAUCUGCGACGAGGACGCCGAAGAAGCCCUAGACGAGCCGACAGACAUGAAAAAUAUGGUCAGGAACAUGCCAGAUUUCAAAAUACUUCACUACAACAGCCAUUGCCGAGGUGUAUUUAAACAACGAUCACUCAACGAAGAAAUCAUGUCAGCUGAACGAAUCAAAGAAAAGGAGAACGUAAAACGCAACAUUCAAAAACAGACAUCGUUAAAUGAAGAACUGAUAUUCCAAAGACACAGAAAAUUGGAUUCGCUAAAAGAUUCCCUCUUCUCGGUUUCGACUUCGAAACGACUACAACUUAUCAAAACUGGCUUCACAAACAAAUUCAAGACUUCCACAGGCAUAGAAAAAGUGACUAGUUCUUCUUUCAAAAACGGGUUUGUAAAAAUCUUUCAGAAUUGGAAGAGCACUGAACUGGUGUCUCCUACAAUACCAGAAAAUGAAACCGUAACCACACCUACUUUAACCACAUCGAAUAAUAUCGAUGAUAAGAAAGACUCCUCAGUCACUACGACGAGUGAACGCAGACAUUCCAAAGAAGACAAUUCGGAUUCCUCCAAAGACAGCAGCUUACAGAGUGACACUAGCGUCGACUCAGAAGACAGUUUCGCUUCGGUGAUAUUCAUUCCAAAAACAGAUCCCACUUCCCCAACUCCACUCUCCCCGGGCCCUGUUUCGCCUCGCCUUAAUACAUCCGUCCCAAACUCACCACGCAUCAAGCAAUCUUCUUGCCCCACAAGUCCUAGAAUUAAACAGAUGCCCUUAACCGUGUAUCCAUUAACUAAACAGUUAAGCUCUCCCAAAUCUGGAUUCGGUUCGAGUAAAUCAGAUUCCGAUAGUUCGAACGGCACUACGACAAAUCUACUCUCUAGGGACCAACUGAAGGCCGAUAUUCAAACGAAGGAAACUAAAGAAAUCGUCGUAGCUUCAAAAAAGACACCACUCUCACAAAAAUACUCUGUGCCUCCAAUACCUAAAUUCAAAAAGACAAGUUUAAAUACCAAAACAAGCCCGGAAAAACCCCCGACUAAUAAUCAGAUCCAAGUGCCGAGCAACAAUCGCGAUGAAAGACUCAAAAGCAUACGCGAGCUAUUGAAACAAAAGCCUGGAUUUGGUGUACGCUCAUCGAGAUCAAACUAUCCCAUAGUCAGACAUUCUUCUGUUACCAAUGGAAACUUUCGCAGCCUUGCUAGACCUCUUCCGAAACUGCUAUCAUUAGAACUCUUUAAUCCUGAAACCGAUGAUAAAGAUAGCGAUUCCAGUGCUGUCUCUUCUCCAGACUCUAUAGAGAGUGUGGUUGAGAACAAAAAUAAAUCGCCAACAGUAGGAACGAGAUUUCCUUUUUCUCCAACGAAAAUAAUAAAUAAACCUGUAAUAAAACCUAAAGAAACAAAAGAUAAUGCUAAAACAACCGACACAGCUUCAUCGAUGGGCUUAAUAGAAGCAGCAGCAAACGUUGCAAAUUCGUUGGACAAUGCAGUUAAUAAAGUGAUAAAAUCGAGUCCUCGAUCCAGAAGAAGGCAAAUUCGAUCGGGCGAUAUUCUUUCGGUCAUACAAGGUAAUUUCGAAAUGAGACGUACUGUUCAACAAAUCGAAGAUCGAUCCGCAGGAAAAUUGGACCCCAUUUGGGCGGAGGAUUGCAGAAGACAUUUAACAGAUUUCGCAGACAAGCUCAGCGAAAAACUUCUUCAAGAAAUCCAUCAAUACCAGCACAUUUCCGAUGAGAAACAACUACUUUUAGGAUUCCCUUCUAACGAGAACCUUCACGAUCCGUACAUAAAUAGAUUAAGCGAGGAAUUGGACGAUCUGUCGAAAUUGAGUGCGGAAAUUCAGAAGCAAAACGAAUAUUUAGCAAAAUUAACUGCGAGUGACAGUUUGUAUAGCAGUCAGUGCGUCAAGUGUAAAUUCGGAAAGUGCUCGUGCGACAAUGGUGACACUGAUCACGGCGAAAACGUAGAUGUACCUAAAACAAACGUGAACGCUGAUAUUAUUCGAAAUAGUGUAAAGAAUCCGAUUGUUUCUACGAAACAAUCAAAAAGCGAAAAUGUAUCGGAAGAUCCGGUCAAAAACACAGACAAAGUGGUCGAUGAAACUGACGGCGCGAAUACCAAAACGUUGACCAAAAAUUAUCUGAAGAAAGGUGCUUCGAUCGAAUCGUACGAAUCGGAAAAGGAAAGUAGCAGCAACUCGAUCACAUCUAGUGUGACCACAUCAGUUCAUUUCGAACUGGGUGAAUCCGGGGACAGUUCCGAUCGUGGUAGCAAGGAGACGAACUCAUCAACUAGCAGGUAUAGUGACGAAGGUUCGACUCUCUCCUUGGUCUCGUGUCACGAUUGGAAAACGUAUAACAAAAAUAGUAACAGCAACAGCGACUCCUGCGACAAACAGUUCUUUUCCAGCGACAAAAUCGAACAGGUCCACGAGAAGAAGAACAUCAGCAAAGACCAAUCGAUGAGCAACACGUCCCAGGAAUCGCUACCAUCGGACAACAUCGGUGGCGCUAUAACAUUCCACAGGUACUAUCACGUUUUCAAGGAGGGAGAACUGGACCAACUUAUUGAAAGACAUGUACAAAAUUUGCACAUUAUUUCAUCAUAUUACGAUCACGCUAGCUGGUGUAUAGUAGCCGAAAAGGUUCAGGUGUGGACCAUCUGACCUGGCGUGACGACACU